This is a messenger RNA of Juglans microcarpa x Juglans regia, 980 nucleotides long. Its product is annotated as CRIB domain-containing protein RIC10-like. The record is from RefSeq and is a predicted model, not a curated record. The coding region runs from base 283 to 963 and encodes 226 amino acids. The transcript is spliced from 6 exons. Lineage: Eukaryota; Viridiplantae; Streptophyta; Magnoliopsida; Fagales; Juglandaceae.
AACCACCCAAUUUAUUACGCCCCAGUUUCUUGUCCAAUCUUUCAAAGCCAUACUUUCUCUUCCCCUUGGUUUCGGAGGCUUUCAUGGUUAUCCAUCUUCUCUUCUCUUCCUUUUAGGCCCUUCUUUUCGUUUCAGUUCUCGUUAUCUAUUAGCAUCCUUUCUUGUUCUUGUCUUUUCUUCUUCUAUUCUUCUUCUUCUUCUUCUUUAUUUUUUGUCCUUCUUUCUUUCUUUUUUUUGUUUGUUUGUUUCGAUCUUCAUCGUCUGGCUCUUAUGGGUCUAUGAAUGCACCAACCCUUCUUGUACCCAGGGGGAGUUUUUAUACGUGCUGUUCAUUCAUCCACAGUAGUUGUAGAAGAUGAACACCGGAACCCUGUAACUGUGGCUGCAGGAAGCGGAGAACUUUCUUGGGUUUUUGAACCUGUCACUCUUUCGUUCGUGCAAAAGAACCAUCUCUACACAUUCCUUAAAGCGUCUGGCUGUUGCAUUUUUCUUGCUUCCACCAUGUCGCCCAAGAUGAAAGGAAUCUACAAAAGUUUCAAAUUCAUUUCCCAAAUAUUUGUUGUGAAGGAGCGUGAGAUUGAAAUUGGGUACCCGACAGAUGUUAAGCAUGUGGCACACAUAGGAUUGGAUGACCAAUCUGGCAGUGCACCUAGUUGGAUGAAUGAAUAUAAAACAGCAUCCGAGUUUUCAACGACAUCGCUCGGAAGCCUUGGUGAAUUUAGAGGUUCCAACUCUAUGCCUCUUUCCACACGGUCUUCUAAUGGUUUUGAGCAUUCCAUGAGACACCGACCAGCAUGCGACACGUUCAAAGACGUUCCACCUACUGAACUUCAUAAUGUUCAAAAGAAGCAGAAGCGAAAAAAGUCCAGAUCAACUUCUUCUCCCAAGUCUUCUUUGUCUAGAUCCUCGCGACCAACAAAGUCGAAGUCUGAUAUGGAUGCAGCAUUAAACCUACAAGUCUAGAAAUGGUGUAAUAUUAU